Messenger RNA from Bipolaris zeicola 26-R-13, 1785 nucleotides. RefSeq lists its product as uncharacterized. NCBI's taxonomy places the organism in Eukaryota, Fungi, Ascomycota, Dothideomycetes, Pleosporales, Pleosporaceae. Gene Ontology annotation, molecular function: xanthine transmembrane transporter activity. The record is from RefSeq and is a predicted model, not a curated record. Gene Ontology annotation, biological process: xanthine transport; transmembrane transport. Bases 1 to 1785 code for a protein of 594 amino acids. Gene Ontology annotation, cellular component: membrane; fungal-type vacuole. The transcript is spliced from 2 exons.
AUGGCAGACAUGAUUGGGCCUGACCACACCCCACGGCGCAGCUGGAAAGACAAGGCGAGGCGUAUGAGGAAGGCAUUCACUACAAAGGAGGGUCUCGUUGGCACAUACGACUAUGCCUUUCUCUUCCGACCAAACCUGCCAUUCAUGAGGCGAGAACGCAGGGCAGCACCAUUCUUCGGCCUCAAUGACCGUGUGCCCGUUAUCCUGGCUCUCCUUCUUGGAUUCCAACACUCGCUUGCCAUGUUGGCAGGUGUCAUCACGCCUCCCAUUAUCCUCUCCAAUGCUGCCAACUUGAGCGGCGAUGAACAACGCUACCUGGUAUCCACAUCACUCAUCAUCUGCGGUAUUCUGUCUUCUGUACAAAUCACACGCUUCCAUAUCUGGAAAACACCGUAUUACAUUGGCACCGGCUUGAUUUCUGUCGUGGGAACCUCGUUUGCUACCAUUCCUGUGGCGACAGGUGCGCUGAGCCAAAUGUACGAGACGGGCUUCUGUCCUGUGGCUGCCGACGGUACAAGGCUGCCCUGCCCAGAUGGUUACGGAGCUAUCCUAGGCACGUGUGCACUAUGCGCUUUGCUCGAAAUCGGCAUGUCGUUUACGAGUCCACGCAUCCUCAAGAAGGUGUUCCCACCUCUAGUCACUGGACCUACUGUUCUCCUCAUCGGAGUCAAGCUCGUAACUACUGGAUUCCAGAACUGGGCUGGAGGCUCUGGUGACUGUAAAAGUCGCCCUGAAUCUGGUCUGUUCCAGCUCUGCCCCAACAUCAAUGCUCCACAUGCCUUGCCCUGGGGCAGCGCUGAGUUCAUCGGCCUUGGGUUCAGCGUUUUCAUUACCAUCAUUCUCUGCGAGCGCUUCGGAGCCCCGAUUAUGAAGUCUACGGCUGUGGUUAUCGGACUUCUCGUCGGCUGCAUCAUUGCAGGUGCCACGGGUUACUUUGACAAGUCGUCGAUUGACUCUGCCCCCGUCGUGUCCUUCAUCUGGGUUCAGACAUUCAAGCUGACCGUCUACCCACCCAUCAUCUUACCUCUGCUAGCCGUCUACAUGGUCUGUGCCAUGGAAGCCAUUGGCGACAUCACAGCCACCUGCGAUGUAUCGCGCGUCGAAGUCGACGGCCCACUCUUCGACUCACGCAUCCAAGGCGGCGUGCUCGCCGACGGCAUCGCCGGCAUGAUCGCCGCGCUCUGCACCAUCACGCCCAUGUCGACGUUUGCACAAAACUGCGGCGUCGUAGCCCUAACACGCUGUGCGAACCGCAAGGCGGGCUACGCAUGCUGCUUCUGGCUCAUCGUCAUGGGCAUCUUUGCAAAGUUCGCCGCGGCUCUCGUGGCCAUUCCCUCGGCUGUCCUGGGCGGCAUGACGACCUUCCUCUUCAGUGCCGUCACCGUAUCCGGCAUCCGCAUCAUCAGCACCAUGCCCUUCACCCGCAGGAACCGGUUUAUCCUCACUGCGGGCUUCACGCUUGGCUUCGGCGCCACAAUGGUCCCGAAUUGGUUCUCGUUCGUAUUCACCUAUAGUGGACCCAAUACCGCGCUCAAGGGCUUCUACAAUGCUAUUGAGCUGGUGCUUGAAACGGGAUUCGCCGUCGUGGCGCUCGUCACGGUUGUGCUGAAUCUGGUGCUGCCCGAGGAGAUUGAGGAUGAAGAGACGCCCGAGAUUGUGGCGGAUGGGGAGGAGAAGGCGGGUGAGAGCGGCGAGUGGGAUCAGAGUCGCAAGGGUGCUACCGGUGCGGAUGUGGAUGUUGAGGGACGAGCGAGUUCGGAUAUUGUGGCUACCAAGGCGGCAUGA